UACUGUAUCCUUACUGUUGCUUAACUUGUUAGCUAACUUCAUACUACAGUAUCAUAAACUUUUUACGUACGGAAAAAGAAGCGUCACGUUAUAGGUCAGUCCAAUGAACUUCAGCGUUCCACUCGCCAGAAACAUAAGAUGGCGACCGCGGAACCGGAUAUCAAUUCAAAUCCACCUCAACCUUCUGAAGAUGGACCUGAGGAGACUGGGCAGGAGGUUGUGAGCCCUGAGAGCUAUAUAAAACACCCUCUCCAAAACAGAUGGUCUCUCUGGUUCUUUAAGAAUGACAAGAGCAAAACGUGGCAAGCCAACCUCCGCCUCAUCUCCAAGUUUGACACAGUUGAGGAUUUCUGGGCCCUCUAUAAUCAUAUUCAGUUGUCAAGCAACCUGCUGUCUGGUUGUGACUACUCAUUGUUUAAGGAUGGCAUUGAGCCCAUGUGGGAGGAUGAGAGGAACAAGCGUGGAGGGCGCUGGCUGAUCACACUGAACAAGCAACAGAGGAGACAGGAAUUGGACCGCUUCUGGCUGGAAACGCUACUCUGCCUUGUAGGAGAGGCAUUUGAUGAUUACAGUGAUGAGGUCUGUGGAGCAGUGGUCAACAUCCGUACAAAAGGAGACAAACUUGCCAUCUGGACGGCAGACUAUGAGAACAGAGACGCUAUCACACAUAUAGGGUAUGUCUAUCACACAUAUAGGGAGAGUGUAUAAGGAGCGCUUGGGAAUCCCAAUGAAGAUGACCAUUGGCUAUCAAUCUCAUGCUGACACAGCCACAAAGAGUGGCUCCACCACCAAGAACAAGUUUGUGGUUUGAAAUUUGUGCCUAUAGUUUAUUUUUUUGAAAAAAGUAUCCUUUUUGUUGUGGGGGCUUGUUUACUUCACUGCAAGAACUGCGAGAUACAAUCUAGCGAAGAAGAAAAAUAUAUAUCUUAAGACUAUAAACCAAAGCUUCAUCUGAAAUGGACCUGUACUGAAAUCCAGGAUAAACACUUGUGUGCAGAUUCACAAUUUCUCUGGAACAAUUUCUCAACUUGCCAAUGCCCUUAAUUCAUAUGUCGUACAGGUGAACAUGCAACCGUAAAAAUGUAAACAAAGAGACGUAAGAGAAGAGUAUGUAUUAAGAGAUGUUAAUGUUCAACGUGCUCUUAUAUUGGAAAAGUAGUUGUUGUGAUUUAUUUAAUGGCAGGGAAUUUAUCUGAAAUGUAAUGCAAAAACAUUUCUGUGUGCCCUUUAUACAGCAUUAUUAUUAUUGCUGUAAUCUUUAAUAAUGUUAAACCAUUUUAAUUUAUUAUACAAAUUUUCCUGUUUUAGUCUUUGUUCAAUGCUAUAUAUAGCCUUAAACAAUUAGAACAUGCAGUCAAGCUAAUCAACUUUUUUUCAUAGAAUGUUAAAAUGAUUAUAACUUUGGUUUUGCAAUUCAAUAUAAGCGGUUUUAUAUUGUGGGAUACUUUGCAAUUGGAAAUGUGUACAUUCCUUGAAGGAAAUAGGAUAUUUGACUUACAGUGACACUGUAUUCCAAUGCAUCCAUUUAUUAGUGAUUGGAUUUGAUCUCAUUUGAUUGUUUGCUUACAAUGGAAGAAUUUUAUUAAGAGUAUUUUAAUAAAGUGUUUUGUGACUUUAGCUCUUUUUAAUCUAAGAAUAAAUACGUAUUUUUGAUUCCCAGUCA
Messenger RNA from Osmerus eperlanus (European smelt), 1663 nucleotides. It is a transcript of the gene eif4eb, whose product is annotated as eukaryotic translation initiation factor 4eb. Lineage: Eukaryota; Metazoa; Chordata; Actinopteri; Osmeriformes; Osmeridae. The transcript has 7 exons. Gene Ontology annotation, cellular component: eukaryotic translation initiation factor 4F complex; cytoplasm. The record is from RefSeq and is a predicted model, not a curated record. Gene Ontology annotation, molecular function: translation initiation factor activity; RNA 7-methylguanosine cap binding. Gene Ontology annotation, biological process: translational initiation. The coding region runs from base 139 to 708 and encodes 189 amino acids.